Oryctolagus cuniculus (rabbit) is the source of this 834-nucleotide messenger RNA. The record is from RefSeq and is a predicted model, not a curated record. Lineage: Eukaryota; Metazoa; Chordata; Mammalia; Lagomorpha; Leporidae.
CGCGGCCGCCGAGGAGCCGAGCGCCCGGAGGCCUCGCCAGGGCCGACCCGGGGUCCCGGCGCCGCCGCCGCCAUGGACCUCCCGCCGCUGGCCGGCAAGAUCGCGGCGCUGUCGCUCGGCGCCCUCCCGGUGUCCUACGCGCUCAACCAGGUCUCGGCGCUCUCGCACCCCCUGUGGGUAGCGCUGAUGAGCGCCCUGAUUCUGGGUCUGCUCUUCGUGGCUGUGUACAGCUUGGCCCAUGGAGAGAUCUCCUACGACCCGCUCUACGCUGUCUUCGCUGUCUUCGCCUUCACCUCCGUGGUGGACCUCAUUAUCGCGCUCCAGGAAGAUGGCUACGUGGUGGGCUUCAUGGAGUUCUACACCAAGGAGGGGGACCCGUACCUGCGCACCGCUCAUGGCAUCUUCAUCUGCUACUGGGACGGCACAGUUCACUACUUCCUCUACCUGGCCAUGGCAGGUGCCAUCCGCAAAAGGAAGAGAUACCGGAACCUUGGGCUGUACUGGCUGGGCUCCUUUGCCAUGAGCAUCCUGGUGUUCCUCCCCGGGAACAUUCUUGGCAAAUACAGCUCAGAGAUCAGACCCGCCUUCUUUCUCGCCAUCCCCUACAUGCUAGUCCCGUGCUGGGCCGGCAUGAGGGUCUUCAACCAGCCCCGGGCGCCCACCAGCUGCACCCCUGAGGUGGUGCAGACGGAGCAGAGGAAGAACCUCCUGCAGCGCCCGGCUGACCUGGCCCUCGUCACCUACCUCGUCCUGGCUGGGUUUUUCACCUUCUUCCGCGGCCUGGUGGUGCUGGACUGUCCACGGAUGCUGCUUUGUUUACAUCUAUCAGUAUGA